CGGAGAUGGAGACCGCAUAGAGCGCACCGCGUCCUGUCCCGCUGCUGGAGACGAGGGAGGAUGCUGAGGGUCGUAGUCCCACACUACCAAAAGAGUUCGAAGAACGCUGUGAACUUCUAUGCGGCGCUGAUCAAUGGCUAUCCAAGUUAAUGAUUCACUGCUGGAAACGGUACAAGAACUGGAAGAAUUUCCUCAAAAAGUCUGCUCUCCUCGGGAAGAGAAAUGGGAGAAGGAGCUGACAGAAGCAUUGAUGGAGGUCAGCGAGAAGAUGCUUGAAGACGAUCAGAAGGCCACAGCGUGGGUGAUAGGAACAGGAUGGGAAGAAGCUGUGUGCGGCUGGGGUCCAGCUUCAGCAACGGCGUGUCUGCACCCCCUAAAGAAACAGAAGAAGCUUAAAACUGGGGAGACCACAGACUGUAUCUUAUGCCUAGACCUGCACUUCAUACCCGAGAGUAAAGACACGGCUGCAGAAACUAAACCCAGCGCAGUGACCAACCAGAAGUCAAUGAGUGAGACGAGCCUCAGGGAUCAUGUCCCACUCCCUGCAGAGAUGGACUUGGACUCCGACUUUACAAGUGACCGACCUUUCACUGCCGCGGUUUCCAAGACAGAAACCUGUGGCGAGAUGUCCACUGGAGAACCAAGACAGAACAAGGAGAAGACUUUACAGAGGAACUCUUCACCAUUUGCCGGGAGAGCCAUUCCUAUUUGUACCAACUGUUACAACGCAAAGGCAAUGUUUAACACGCCCAUCUUACUGCCACCGCUGAAAGCUUCCCCUGGAAACGGGCACGCGGAGCAGAUGGCACGAAGGAAAGAGAUUCUGCUCCAGCAGCUGGAAAAGCUUCCUUCAAAGGGAUUUAUGGGCAAUUCCCUGACCGGCCAAGUUCUCCAGAACAUUGACCUAAGGGUAGAGCGGAAGCUUCUCGAAGCCAUGAGUGACCUUCCUCCAGAGCAGCUAAGACUACCCGAACCACUGUCCUUCAUCACCUCCUGCACACCAAAAACACCGCUCAAGGAUGCCGAGCGUUUGCACUGGCAGUACUCGUUACUAGCCCAGAAGUCUACUGCCGCAAACGGCAACUCUGUAAAACACGCCGCCAACUCCACCCCGGUGGGCUUCCUCCACACUAGAGCAACACAGAACAAGCGAAAUAUCCGCCAAGACCUGAAAAACCUCAAUGAUUCUAAAGUUAGAAGAGCAAAAUCCGGCACCAGCCACGUACCUGACACAGUGUUACCUGCUUUAACUGUUACCAGAGUAGAAAUACCCAUCAAAAUGAAACUGUGCUAAUAAUGAUAGUAACGUAAUACAAGUCACAUUUGUAACCAGCUACCUCUAUUAAUACUACAUGUUACCUGGUGCCAAU
Messenger RNA from Bufo bufo (common toad), 1370 nucleotides. RefSeq names its product chromosome 10 C16orf46 homolog (gene C10H16orf46). The record is from RefSeq and is a predicted model, not a curated record. Lineage: Eukaryota; Metazoa; Chordata; Amphibia; Anura; Bufonidae. Bases 134 to 1294 code for a protein of 386 amino acids. The transcript has 3 exons.